CUCGGGUGACCUCCGGCGCGGCCGGGUCCUCCUCGAUCCCGUGGUGCUCCGCGCGCGGUCUCGCUCUCUUCCGGUCGCCGGCAGCCGGGGCACAGAGGGCGGUCGCGGCGGUCGCGGCGGGUAGCAGCGGCAGAAUGUUGAGUACCAGAGUGUUUAGCCUAAUUGGCAAGCGAGCAAUUUCCACCUCAGCGUGUCUACGAGCACAUGGAAGCGUUGUGAAGAGCGAAGACUACGCUCUCCCGAGUUAUGUCGACCGGCGCGACUAUCCCUUGCCCGACGUGGCCCACGUCAGGGACCUCUCUGCCAGCCAGAAGGCCUUGAAGGAGAAGGAGAAGGCUCCCUGGAGUAGCCUCUCCAUGGAUGAAAAAGUUGAAUUGUACCGCAUGAAGUUCAACGAGAGCUUUGCUGAAAUGAACAGGAGCACGAAUGAGUGGAAGACAGUUGUGGGCACCGCCAUGUUCUUCAUCGGCUUCACCGCUCUCAUUCUGAUUUGGGAGAAGCGCUAUGUGUACGGCCCCGUCCCGCACACCUUGGAAGAGGAGUGGGUGGCCAAGCAGACCAAGAGGAUGCUCGACAUGAAGGUCAACCCGAUCCAGGGCUUCGCGGCCAAGUGGGACUACGACAAGAACGAGUGGAAGAAGUAGAGGGGCCCCCCGCUCUCCCACCUGAGCCCCACCUUGUUCAGCCACCUCCACGCAGCGUAGCAUCCUCGCUGGCAACCGUUCUGUGGCAACACCAGUGCUAAUAAAUGAGCAGUCUACGCGAA
Ailuropoda melanoleuca (giant panda) is the source of this 766-nucleotide messenger RNA. RefSeq names its product cytochrome c oxidase subunit 4I1 (gene COX4I1). Gene Ontology annotation, biological process: mitochondrial electron transport, cytochrome c to oxygen. The coding region runs from base 135 to 644 and encodes 169 amino acids. The record is from RefSeq and is a predicted model, not a curated record. NCBI's taxonomy places the organism in Eukaryota, Metazoa, Chordata, Mammalia, Carnivora, Ursidae. The transcript has 5 exons. Gene Ontology annotation, cellular component: respiratory chain complex IV.